AUGUGUUCCAUAAUGCAGGUUAGCUCACAUGAAUUAAAUAAUUUACUCAAAAACGAAGUACAAUCAUCAAACGACCAAUCACCACAAUUACAACAACAACAACAACAACAACAGCAAACCAAUCAACACCACCGUCUACAACUACUAGCCCAAGCUGUUGAAAAAAUUGAGAAUGAUUGUUCAAAAACACAAAAAUCAAUCAUAAAUGGCGGAAUAAAUAAAAAAGAUGAAACUAAAAAACUAAGCAAAAACUAUCAUCAAAAAUUAACACUUGGUGAUAUACCAACUGAAACAAAAAAAAUGUCAUCAUCACCAACAUCACAUAAUCAAGUUCAACAACAUGUUGCUGCUCAAUUAGCUGCUUUGUAUACAGCAGCCACAUCUGCAUCAAAUGGAAAUGAAAUGACGCAAACGCAACAAGAUGUUUUCCUAAAACUAAUCGCACAACAAAACGCACAAGCAACAGCUGUAGCUGCUGUGAUUGCUGCUGCUGCUGCUCUACAACAAAAACAAAAAUAUGAACCGACAAAUCACCAAGCUUUAUCACCACCAUCAACUAGCGCUUCUUCGCCAUCGCCACCGAAUCCGAAUAAUCAAAUUGAUAGCCCACUUGAUUUUUCAUCUCGUCGAACAAAUAGCUUGGACGAUGAUGAUAAUAUGAGUGCUGAAGAUGGUGAUAAUGAAGGGAGUGAAAUAUCGUCAGAAUAUCAUCAAGAUCCACUGCCAGUUGCAGCCAAUAAUUCACCGUCUCCGCCAGUAUUGGAAACAGGAGGAUCUAUGUAUGAUAAAUUGUUACUAUCGAACAUGAUCAAAACAGUAUCAACCCCACCAACUACUCCCACUUCAUCAACUUCCACAGCAUCCGUUUCCAAUUCUACAGCGUUUCCAUUUAUGAUGACAAAUAAAAAUGGAAAACCCACACGUCCUUUUAAAGCGUAUCCACGAGAUCCUUUGAUGCUACCAUUAGGCUACUGUUCUCCGUUACUUCAAACGUCAGAGCAUACCAAUAACGUUUUAAACAUGCUCGCACAAGCCCAACAAAUGCAACAACAGCAGCAACAGCAACAACAAAUGCCUGCCUCCACCACUCCAAAUGAUCUAAAAUCACUGACACCCACUCAGAAUCAUCGUCAAUAUCGUAAACGUUUACAACAGACACAUGACCGUUUUCAGCAGCGUUUAAAUGUAACACAAUUGAAAAAUUUAGUUGUUGAUCACCAACAACAACCUUCUCAACCACCUAGUUCACCCACACAACUUCCACCUAAAAAACGUCAUCGUUCACAUGCAUUGACAAUUGAUGAUAAUAACAAUACGAAUAAUAUCAGUUGCAAUAAUGAUCACCUAAUAAAUACUUUUCAAUCACAAUCUUCACAAGAUUCCGAUCAAAAUGCCAUUAAAGAUGAAGCCUAUUGGGAAAGAAGAAGAAAAAAUAAUGAGGCAGCAAAACGAAGUAGAGAUGCACGACGAGCAAAGGAAGAUGAAAUUGCUAUCAGAGCUGCAUUGUUAGAACAAGAAAAUUUAAAACUACGUGUGGAAGUGGCCCAAUUAAAACAGGAAACAGCAAAACUUAAAUGUCUGUUAUACAAUAGUUAA
Molecule: messenger RNA, 1596 nt
Organism: Didymodactylos carnosus
Lineage: Eukaryota; Metazoa; Rotifera; Eurotatoria; Philodinida; Philodinidae
Source: the annotation of a GenBank genome assembly